Salmo salar (Atlantic salmon) is the source of this 1242-nucleotide messenger RNA. RefSeq names its product KxDL motif containing 1 (gene kxd1). Gene Ontology annotation, biological process: lysosome localization. The record is from RefSeq and is a predicted model, not a curated record. Lineage: Eukaryota; Metazoa; Chordata; Actinopteri; Salmoniformes; Salmonidae. Gene Ontology annotation, cellular component: BORC complex.
UUUAAACUGUUCGUAAAUUCAACAUCACAAAUAAGAUAUAUAUCUUACUUAAACUAGCUUUAGUUUUCCACCGGAAAUGGCUGACAUGCAUUUGCUGUCAUGUGAUAAACAUUUUUCACAGCACUGAAGUGCGGCGUAGCGUUCUGUUUUCCCAAACUAAGACAUUUUUCUCUUUGCCACAGCUGCUAAAUUGCAGUUAGCUUCAGUUAUGGAAGUGACUGACAGUAGCUUAAUGUAAACGUGUAUUUUUCCCUUCAAGUGUUGAAGAAAAUUCACGGGUAUAACGUGUUUGGAACCUGUCUAUCACCAGCACCAUGGAACCCACAGCCUCCGGAAUGUUCUGUAACAGAAUGCUCAGUAUGGUAAACUCGGAGGAUGUCAACGCCAUCAUCCAAGCCCAGAGGCACAUGCUGGACCGCUUUGAGAAGACCAAUGAGAUGCUAAUCAACUUCAAUGGGCUGUCCAACGUGCGGCUGCUGCAGAUGAACGAACACUUCCUGCUUCACACGCGCACCCUGGUGGAGAUGAAGAAAGACUUGGACAGUAUCUUUAGGAGAAUCAGGACGUUAAAGGGCAAGAUCGCCAAGCAGUACCCAGAGGCCUUCAGCAACGUCCACGAGUCGCCUAUCCUGGAGGAGGACGACGACGAGUUUGAUCUCAUCCCGCCCAGCGUUGCUGCGACGAUCACCACCGCCAUGUCGGAGCAGAGCACAGAGUCAUGUGACACGAGCCCCGAUGUCAUUUCCCCGACCGUGAGCCGGUGUUCCGAAGACCUCUCCCAGGAGCAGGCCGACACGCCUACCUCUGACCCAGCCCUGCCUAGCCCUGAGAUGGGCAUGCUGAGGGAUGAGGGUCCGGACUCAGUGCCUGCAGAGUAGAGCCUUCGUAACCCAGGCCUAGAGCUCUACUUAGUACCUGCGGAGUAGAGCCUUCGUAACCCAGACGUAGAGCUCUAUUCAGUGCCUGUGGAGUAGGGCCUCCGUAACACCGGCCUAUGGCUCUAUUCAGUACCUGCAGUGUAGAGCCUCUGUAACAGAGGCUCAGUAGCUGUAGAUUAGAUACUCCUAUAUACAAAAGUAUGUGGAUACCCCUUCAAAGUAGUGGAUUCAGCUAUUUCAGCCAAACCCUUUGCUGACAGGUGUAUAAAAUCGAGCACACAGCCAUGCAAUCUCCAUAGACAAACAGUGCCAGUAGAAUGGCCUUACUGAAGAGCUCAGUGACUUUCAACAUGGCACCGUCAUA